Molecule: messenger RNA, 9929 nt
Organism: Dreissena polymorpha
Lineage: Eukaryota; Metazoa; Mollusca; Bivalvia; Myida; Dreissenidae
Product: protein O-mannosyl-transferase 1-like
Exons: 19
Coding region: 82-2331 (749 amino acids)
Biological process (GO): protein O-linked glycosylation via mannose
Cellular component (GO): endoplasmic reticulum; membrane
Molecular function (GO): dolichyl-phosphate-mannose-protein mannosyltransferase activity
Source: RefSeq, a predicted model, not a curated record
CUUGUACGGGCAGUUUAAGAAACAACAACAAAAAAUUGAUGCAGUUUAAGAUAAUUCAGGAACUGGCCAAAAAGUUGAACAAUGGCUGAAGAAACAACAGAAGAGCAGCAAAGGACGCCAAUAAAAGAAACCACAAUGGGAAAGGAAUUCAAGAAGGCGCCAUUCUCAGUGAGGUUUGAAGUGGACCUUAUGCAGCUGGGAUUGUUUGUGGUGGCCCUUAUGACCAGGACCUGGCAGCUGGGGGUUCCAAGGGCAGUCGUUUUUGAUGAGUUGCACUUCUCCAAAUUUAUCUCCAUGUACCUGAAGAGGAUAUUCUUCUUUGAUGGCCAUCCACCAUUCGGGACGAUGUUGCUGGCACUGACAGGUGGCUACACAGGUUUUGAAGGGGAUAUUGGCUUUGACAGAAUUGGUGCAGACUACCCUGCUGGUUUCCCAGUGAAGGAGUUGCGUCUGGUUCCCGCUGUGUGUGGCAGUCUGGUGGUGCCCCUUGUGUACCAGAUCGCUGUGGAGAUGGGGCUGUCUCGCUGGGCCGCACUGCUUGCAGGGGCCUUCAUACUCCUUGAUAAUGCCCUGCUGGUGCAGUCGCGGUUUGUCCUCCUGGAAGGAAUACUGCUGUGCUUCAUGUGUUGUGCCCUUCUGGGGCUACUCAAGUUCAGGAAUCUUUCCCACAGGGAGUUUUCCCUACAGUGGUGGUUCUGGCUGUGUUUUACCGGAGUCUCAUUCACCUUUGCAGUCAGUACGAAGUAUGUGGGUGCUUUCACAGUGGUCCUUGUACUGUACAUUGUGUGUAAAGACUACUGGAAGAAAAUUGCAGACUUCACUGUCACAGAUUUGCAGCUGUUAAUGCACUUUCUUGCCCGAGUGGUCACCCUGGUGAUGGUUCCUUGCCUUAUCUACAUAUACAUCUUCUAUGUUCACCUGAGCAUACUGACCAAGGCUGGUCCCCAUGACAAUGUGAUGACCAGCGCAUUCCAGGCCAGUCUUGAGGGAGGUCUGGCCACACUAACAAAGGGUCAGCCCCUGUAUAUUGCGUAUGGGUCCCAGAUCACCCUUCGUCACACGUACGACAAGAACCCCGGUAGCAGACCCUGCUGGCUGCAUUCUCAUGCCCAUGUCUACCCUGUGCGCUACAAGGACGGGCGUGGCUCGAGUCACCAGCAGCAGGUUACAUGCUACACUUUCAAAGACGUGAACAACUGGUGGAUUGUGAAAAACCCAGACAAGGAGGAGAUGGUGCUUGAUGAUCCGGUACAGCCAGUGAAGCACGGGGACAUCGUACAGCUGGUGCACGGCCUUACCAGCAGGGCCCUCAAUAGUCAUGACGUGGCAGCCCCGCUGACUCCCCAGUGUCAGGAGGUGUCGUGUUACAUCAACUACAAUGUGUCCAUGCCUCCACAGAACCUCUGGAAAGUGCAAAUAAUCAACAGAGCAAAUGACAACAGCAAAUGGGAGACAAUCAAGAGCCAUGUGCGUCUCGUUCACGUUCAAACAAACCAAGCACUCAAGACGACUGGGUUGAGCCUGCCUGAGUGGGGCUUCAACCAGCUGGAGGUGGCAACAGACCGACAUAUGCAGCAAGACGCCACCAUCUGGAAUGUGGAGGAGCACAGAUACAACAAAAAUGAAGACAAGGAGGGUCGGCUGAGGGAUAUUCAGCAGGCAGAGCUGAUCCCCAUGGAGCCCACGUACGUGUCGUUCUGGGAGAAGUUCUGGGAACUGCAGACCAAGAUGCUGUUUGGGGCGCCCCCAGCAGAUAUAGAACACAAGUACAGAUCCAACCCCCUCGACUGGCCCUUUGUCUCCAAGAACGUGGCCUAUUGGAUGCACGCCACUACUAAUGCCCAAAUUCAUCUCCUUGGAAACACGGUUGUCUGGGUAACAGGGACACUGAGUGUUCUGUCGCUGUGUGCAUUACUGGCCUUUUACCUUCUGCGAAGACGACGGGGUUUUCAUGAACUGAACACAGAUGAAUGGAAGGAUUUCCUCUUCCUGAUUGACUUCAUCGUGGUUGGGUACUUCCUUCACUAUCUACCUUACUUCCUAACGGACAGAACUCUGUUUCUGCAUCAUUACCUCCCUUGUAUGCUCUUCAAAGUGCUGGCUGUGGCCGCCAUCUUGGAUCACAUUGAAAUGCUGUGCAGAUCAUAUGUCACCUCUCACAGCUCCAUGGUAACGAGAUAUGUUGUUGUGGCGCUGGUAGCCAUGGCAACGUGGGUGUUCAUUCAGCUGAGCUGCGUCACUUACGGCAACGUGAGCCUCACUGCAGCAGAUGUUAAGAGGCUGUCGUGGAGGGAAUCAUGGGACUUCCUGCUGCAUCAGAUUGGUUCAUGAGUUCAAAUUGUUUAAUCUUAGAUCUUGAUCCUAAAUAUUUAAGUCGCAGUAAUUGAAAAUUGAAAAUCAUAAUGAACAUUCUGUAUGGACAAAUAUGAGAAGGUACUUGUGAACAAUUGAUUGUUGUUAAUGUUGAAUAACAAAGUUUCUUAAAAUGCGAUAUCUAGUUGUGCCUCAGGAGAUGGUCGACAUGUACCAUAUAUAGUGUGUACACCAGUACUCUGUUUGAACAUAGAAUGUUUUUUCAACAAUAUUUUUGCGAACAAACACAUUUUUUUUCACUGAAAAAGAAACAUGAUUAUAAGGAGUUGAUUUCUAUAAACUGGGGUUUUUGAAGGUCAACAUUUAAAAGCAUUCCUAUUAUCCCAAUUAUUUCAGGCCAAACAACUGUGGAACUUGUUUAUUUAAACUUUGUUUUGAACAAAACCUUGCCCAUUCAGAAUGGUUUUGAAAUGUUGAUUUGAUUUACAUGUGUGCAUUGCUUAAGAUUGAGACUGCAUACAUCUUGUCAUCAGUAUAGUUAUGCUUUCACUCGAUUUAAUUAAUUUCGCCCCCCAUAACAAUUCGGCAGGCAUUUUGCAGUGCAAUUGCUUGUAAUUCCAGGAAUUGUUUGGAAUUAUUUGCCCCUCUUACAGCUUGUCAAGUUCACUUUGCCUUGACCAAAUGUUAUAUAGUACCUUUUGAGACCUUAACGACUUGCCCACCAUAUAACAAUGUUAAGAAAUAGUUAUUUUUAUAAAUGUCAGAUACAUACAAUGUUUUUUUGUGGUUUCUUGCCAUUUGUUUCUUGUCAUUAACCAGGUUUUCCGAAGGAAAAAACUGGUUAUUAGAUUGGCGAAUGCAAGCGGGCUGGCUGGCUGGCUGGCGGGCUGGCUGGCGGGAGGGCGGAACAAGCUUGUCCGGGCCAUAACUAUGUCGUUCAUUGUCAGAUUUUAAAAUCAUUUGCCACAUUUGUUCACCAUCAUUGGACGGUGUGUCGCGCGAAAUAAUUACGUUGAUAUCUCCAAGGUCAAGGUCACACUUUGAGUUCAAAGGUCAAAAAUGGCCAUAAAUGAGCUUGUCCUGGCCAUAACUAUGUCAUUCAUUGUGAGAUUUUAAAAUCAUAUGGCACAUUUGUUCACCAUCAUGGGACGGUGUGUCGCACGAAAGAAUCACGUCAAUAUCUCCAAUGUCAAGGUCGCCACGACUAAAAAUAUAUUUUUUUAAAAACAAACUUACAAAGGGGGUUAAUUUUGUUUGUUCAUUUCAAAAGUUCAGUUUGAGUUUUCUCCCUUUAUCAGAUUUUUUUUCACAAUGAAAACCUGGUUUUGUGACAAUUUUGUCCCUUGUUUUAAUUAUGUCAUGAGAUUAGAAUUGUUAUGCCUCAAUGAAGUGGGAGGCAUCAAACAUUGCACUUGUCCAUCCAUACUUCUUGAAGCAUGUGUUUUCAAGUCCGUUUUGCCUUUUGUGUGGAUCUCGCUCAAAUCGUCACAUGGUAAUGACCAUAAUGUGUAGAUGUUUGUGAUGAAAGGAAUUUGGACUGAAAUGAGGUUUGGCUGAAUCAAGGCCUUUUGUCUGAUUGUCGACAUUUGAAUAUAUAGCCCAAUAACUUGGAGUUUUCAAUUCAUCUUUUACUAUGGGCUCAAUCUUGCUCAAGAUUCACAGUUGAAUGACAUUAAUGUGUAGAUGUUGGUUAAGACAGGAAGUAUGGCCCUCUGUCUGUAUUUUCCACUAUAGAAUAUAUAGUCUAAAAACUUCGUGUUUUUAAUUCAGUUGUAUACUAGAUAAUAAAUAGAUCUUGCUUAAACUUAGAAAAAUUGAAUUUCCUUAAUGUUCAGAUUAUCUUAAAGAAACGAAUUUAGGCUGUGAUGAGGUCAAGAAAAAUUAUGGACUUUUGUCUGCUUUUUCUUAAAUGAAUAUAUACAUGUAGUGUCAAAAUUGUGUGUGUUUUUACCUUUUAUGCAGGUGCUGAGCAUGUUUGCUAACAUUUUACAACUAAAUGACAUUAAUGUGUUGAUGAGCGUUCCAUAAUUUCAGCGUCAUCCAGUUUUGGAACAAUUAUGGCUUUUUGUCUACUGUAUAAAGUGAAUUUGUCCAUGUCCAAACAUGUUUUGUGGGGGCAUCAGUGUCUGUGACAAAUUUCUUUUAUAUUCUUUUUGAAAGGACUUUAGGGUGUGUAAUUGUGUUUUGCAAAAUAAAUCACCAAUGUCCUGUUCAUGUUACCAUAGUUCACCAAGUGCUAGUUACAUGUAGCUUGGGUGGAAAUGUUUACAUAUACCAUUCAAUCUCUCAUUUUAUUUUUUGCUGGCAACAUUUUAAGUUACAUGACUUGGAGUUGAGAAUCUCCUAGGCAGCUGUUACAAACAGUUCAAAGAAAGCAAUUAUCUACUAUGUUGUUUAAGAAAUCUUUUAAUGUCCAGUUCAAUUAAAAUUCUUAAAUUGUGUUCAGAUAACUUCAUCUUGAAAAUAUUACCUUUCAUUCACAUAGCUUUUACAAUCAUACUGAAUUACAUGUAUUGAUGUUAUGAUAUAUUGUUUAUAUUUUCAAACAAGUUGUCAAUGGUUACACAACAUAAUUUUGUUUGAAUUAGAUAAUUUUUCUAUUCUUUAACAUUGUUAUAACAGAUUUAUCAAGGUAACUUUGUAAUAUUUUAGUUUUUUUGGUCUUUGCUGUGAACAAUUAAAACCACUAUAGAUGUCAUAAGUAAAAUAUAUUUAUCAAUGGUUGUUAUUAUUACCGAUGGGAAAUUAAAUUAUUAUGGUGUGCUUUAAUUUAGUCUUAUUGCUCAUAUACACAGCUAAUAUAAGAUUGUAUGUAAGUAUGCUUUAUACACUUUGUAUUUCACAAAUUAUAGUUAUAUAUAUAUUGAAUGCUGCAUUUUAAUAUUUUUGCAGUACACAAUAUUAUUCCAUGGUAUAGGCUGAAACAAAAGUGAGUGUUGUUAGUGAUUUUAAACCAGAUUUUCAACACUGUUGAAGUUGCUGGUAUUUGAUUGGGCCUUAGCAGUUGCUCAUCUGUAGUUAACUGGGGUGUUUGUACUAAAAUUUGAGUUGGCAUUGGUCAACUUUGAUGUAUCCAUGUUAUAAAUUGUGCCAUUUUAGUCUGAUGAUAAUUUUUGUUUUUGGUAUCGUGUUCAAAUGAUGUUUUCACGCCAUGGUCACAUUUUUAGUAAACUGCUUUUUAACACAAAAAGUUUAUAUAUGUUUGUUUAUACAACCAAUCUGUAUCUAAAUGUAUAAAACUGUUGUAUUAUUUUUUAUCUUUAAGAGUUGAGGCUUAGUGGGCUAUAAUUGUCAUGAUAGUUCUGUUCUUAUAUUCAAUGCCUGUUAAAUGCCCACAAUAGAGAUAUGCAAUCAUAUGUUUAUUAUAGUUUGUGCAUGUCCUUUGUUUUUGUUUGCUAAGAAAUGGGCAACAUUUAGAUAUGCAAUACAUUUUGUGCUUAAGUUUAUGCUUUAUUUUUAUGCCCCUGGAUCAAAUGAUGGGGGUAUAUUUUUUUUGGUCUGUCUGUCUGUCGUUGUAUGUGUGUGUCUGUCAUUGUAUGUGUGCGUCUGUCACAAAACUUUAACCUUGGUCAUAACUUUUGCAAUAUUGAAGAUAGCAACUUGAUAUUUGGCAUGCAUGUGUAUCUCAUGGAGCUGCACAGUUUGAGUGGUGAAAGGUCAAGGUCAUCCUUCAAGGUCAAAUAUUUGGCUUCAAAGUGCAGUAGGGGGCAUUGUGUUUCACAAACAGAGCUCUUGUUUUAUAAUUAUUUAUGGGGAAUAUUUUGUAUUUAUUUACAAAACAAUUGUUAAAAUCAAAUUAUUUCCAGUCUACAUUCCUUAUACACAUCAAGCCUGCUUGCAAUAAACUUAAAUGUGGAAUGUACUGUAUACUCAAUCACAAUUCAAUGGUUACACCUUUAUAUUGCCCAUUUUUCCAAAAUGGUUCAAAGUAUACAUUUAAAAUAUUCGUAUAUUUUCAUUUGAAGUUUUACAUAACUCACCCUUUCACUUUUAUUUUGGGGGGAGCAUAUAGUCGCCGCUUCGUCUGUCCGUCCGUGUGUCCGUCCGUGCACAAUUUUUGUCCGGGCUAUUUCUCAGCAACUAAUGACCGGAAUUCAAUGAAACUUUAUGGGAAGCUUCACUAUUAAGAGGAGAUGUGUAUAUUAUCAGCGGGUUCUGGUCGGAUGAUUUUUCACAGAGUUAUGGCCCUUUGAAAUUUUCUAUUAAAAAAUUCUUGUCCCCCCAAGUACUGUGCCCUCAAGACGUUUCCUUUUAUCUGAACAUAUAGUGCAAUAUUGUGACAAAAAGACCUUUGGGGAGCAUCACCCUUCUCCAACCGUUGCUUGUUUGCAUUGGAACUAGCAAAGAUUAUUGCCUUUCAUUAGUAUAUAAUUUCUCUUUUAGAACAAUGCGAUGCAAAAUAAGCUGACAUGUUUUAAUGUUAAAUUUCAGACUAGAAUUUGAGAGCUUGACUUCUUAAUAAAUAGAGUGUGUGGUGAUUAAUUAUUAAUUAUUAUUACUAGGUGUUCAUACACCAGGUCACACGUGCAACAUGUGUACUACUGCAGACUCACAAAAUACAUAAUGUUUGAUCUGCCUGCACAAUCCCUAGAGCCCAAUUUUCUAUGCUCCCCGAAAAUUUUCUGUGGAGCAUUUACUUGCCAGUUUGUCCUUCCUUACUCCCUUCCUUCUGUUACACUUUUGUUACAGUUUCUCAUAGCGCCUUCAAUAUUUUACCGAUGUAGAUACCUUGCAUGGACCGCUACCUUUUGUGAGGUUAGAGGUCACUGGGGUCAAGGUCACCGAGGCUAUUGUCCUUCCUUACUUCCUUCCGUCACACUUUUUUACAGUUUCGCAUAGUGUCUUCAAUAUUUUACCAAUCUCUUACAUAUUUGGCAUGUAGGUACCUUGCAUGGACCUCUACCUUUUAAUGAGGUUAAAGGUCACUGGGGUCAAUGUCACUGAGGAUGAUAAAAGAUUUUCUCAAGGUCAAACUUUGGUUACAGUUUAUCAUUGCACCUUCAAUAUUUGACCAAUCUCUUAUAUAUUUGGCAUGUACAUGUAGGUACCUUGCAUGGUCCUCUACCUUUUGAUGAGGAUUGAGGUGACUGGGGUCAUUCCGGACACUCCGGAUAUUUAUUCUGGGAGACUUCAACAAGGUAGUCCUAAAUGGUCAGAAGUUUUUUUCAUUUUGAAACCUGAUUCCAAGUCCACCGUUUAAGACAAGCAGUGUUUUAGACAUGGUAUUUUACAACAGACAGGAUCAAGUCAUGACUCAUAUUCAGCCAGUGUACUUUAGUGACCAUAGUGUUAUUUGGGUUAGAGUUACAUUUUAAAGAAAGAGUGAGUGUAUACUAUUAUUGGCAUUAAUUAUUAUAAAUACCUGUUUACUUUAUUAUGAACAUAAGGGGAGCAUCCAAUGUUUUUUAACGAUACUUCUUGUUUAUCUUGGUUGUGAUGAGAUGAACAUGCUUUGAAAGAUAUAACAGUACACUUAACAUGUAGUCUUCAUGGACUUAAACAUCAUUAUGUUCACACAAGGAUGAAAUAUAUCAUCCAUGCAUAAUGAUCUCUUUAUAUGUAUGAUAUAAAGGCGUCACUCUGUCAUCCCAGCCAUGUUCUAGCAUAUAGGAUACUACACUCAAGGAUUUGUGGCCCACAUUGAAUUGAGAGUUCCCAUAUUCUAUUCCCAUUCAGGUAGUGUUUUCAAGAUCUUUCCAUUGACACAAAGUACUGGUUCUUCAUGGGAAACAAAUUCAUAGGUUUUGAACAAAAAUGUUUUUACUGAUUUUUACUCAGGUUGUCACACGGUUGAAAAUGCUUGUCAUUUGAUUGGAUUUUUGCAGUAAAUAAACUGUUUAAACAGGAGUGUUUAUACUAACAUUUUAAUUGGCAUAGGCCAAACUUGAAGUUUCACAGUUUUAACUUGUGCCAUUGAAGUCUACUGAUUAAAAUGUAUUGGUAUCAUCUGGAAAAAUUGUUUAAAUGCAAUGACCACGUUUCUAUUAAACUGCUUAAUAACACGAAGUAGUGAUAGACAUUUGUGUAAAUAAUGCAUCUUUUGUAUAAAAAAUAGAUACACAACUUUUGUUGUUGUUGUUUCCCAUGUCAAAAAGUUGAGACUUAAUGGUAUUUUAUAGGCAUGACAGUUCUGUUUUUAGCUCACCUGUCACGAAGUGACAUGGUGAGCUUAUGUGACCGUGUGAUGUCCAGCGUCUGUUGUGUGUGCAUGCGUGUGUGUGUGUGUCCGUCAACAAUUUGUUUGCGAAGACAGAAGAGGUCACAGUUUUCAUCCAAUCUUAAUGAAAUAUGGUCAGAAUGUUUAUCUUGAUGAAAUCUGGGUUGGGGUUGUAUUUGGGUCAUCUGGGGUCAAAAACUAGGUCACUAGGUCAAAAACUAGGUCAAAUAAUAGAAAAACCUUGUGUAGACAAUAGAGGUCGCAGUUUUCAUCCAAUCUUUAUGAAAUUUGGUCAGAAGGUUUAUUUUGAUGAAAUCUUGGUUGGAAUUGUAUUUGGGUCAUCUGGGGUCAAAAACUAGGUCACUAGGUAAAAAACUAGGUCAAAUAAUAGAAAAACCUUGUGUAGACAGUAGAGGUCACAGUUUUCAUCCAAUCUUUAUGAAAUUUGGUCAGAAUGUUUAUUAUGAUGAAAACUGGGUUGGGAUUGUAUUUGGGUCAUCUGGGGUCAAAAAACUAGGUCACUAGGUCAAAAACUAGGUCAAAUAAUAGAAAAACCUUGUGUAGACAAUAGACGUCGCAGUUUUCAUCCAAUCUCGAUGAAAUUUGGUCAGAAUGUUUAUCUUGAUGAAAUCUGGGUUGGGAUUGUAUUUGGAUCAUCUGAGUUCAAAAACUUAUGAAAUUUGGUCAGAAUGUUUAUCUUGAUAAAAUCUGGGUUUGGAUUGUAUUUGGGUCAUCUGGGGUCAAAAACUAGGUCACUAGGUCAAAAAUUAGGUCACUAGGUCAAAAACUAGGUCACUAGGUCAAAUAAUAGAAAAAAACAUGUAGACAAUAGAGGUCACAGUUUUCAUCCAAUCUUUAUGAAAUUUGGUCAGAAUGUUUAUCUUGAUGAAAUCUGGGUUGGGAUUGUAUUAGGGUCAUCUCGGGUCAAAAACUAGGUCACUAGGUCAAAUAAUAGAAAAACCUUGUGUAGAGAAUAGAGGUCACAGUUUUCAUCCAAUCUUUAUAAAAUUUGAUAAGAAUGUUUUUCUUGAUGAAAUCUGGGUUGGGAUUGUAUUGGGGUCAAAAACUAGGUCACUAGGUCAAAUAAUAGAAAAACCUUGUGUAGACAAUAGAGGUCACAGUUUUCAUCCAAUCUUUAUGAAAUUUGGUCAGAAUGUUUAUCUUGAUGAAAUCUGGGUUGGGAUUGUAUUUGGUUAGUCAGGUGAGCGAUUCAGGGCCAUCAUGGCCCUCUUGUUAUAUUUAAUUUGUGUUAAAUUUACAAAAUAUAGAUAUGCAGUCAUGUUUAUAAUAUUGUUUGGGGAUGUGUUUUGUUUUUACAAUAGUUAAAAAAUGCACAGCAUUUAGAUAUGCACUAUUGUUUAUGCUUUAUAUUAUUAAUGUAUAUUGUUUGUUUGAAUAUGUUGCUGCGAAAUGGGAAUAAUAUGUAUUUAUUUACAAUAAAAUGGUUAAUAUCAAGUGA